UUGGGCAAAACAAGCCACAACGUUCGCCGAAGGAACCGGUGACGUGCCACUGUCAUCUCGUUGCACGCCGUUUUAGAUGCCGGUUGGCACCUGUUCGGAAAACAAGUACAUGUCUGCAAUACUUGGAGGAUGCUCGUGCCACCGGACAUUGUGGCCACUCAGUCCAACAAGAUGCUCUAUCAGAUAAACAAGUACUACGUAGAGAGAGUCCAAUCUCGAACGGGUCAGGUGCAAAGAACCAUCCGUGAAGUGUGCAAGGUGGUGCAGGAUGUGUUGAAAGAGGUUGAGGUGCAGGAGCCGAGAUUCAUCUCGUCCCUCACCGAGUGCAACGGACGCUACGAGGGGCUGGAGGUGAUUUCACCCGGCGAGUUCGAGGUCGUUCUCUACCUCAAUCAGAUGGGCGUCUUCAAUUUCGUUGACGACGGCACCCUCCCGGGUUGUGCGGUACUCAAGCUUAGCGACGGAAGGAAAAGAUCCAUGUCUCUCUGGGUGGAGUUCAUCACUGCUUCCGGAUAUCUUUCCGCACGAAAAAUCAGGUCCAGGUUCCAGACCCUCGUUGCUCAAGCUUGCGACAAGUGCACCUACCGCGAGUCGGUAAAAAUGAUCGCGGACACAACGGAAGUGAAACUGAGGAUCCGCGAGAGAUUCGUCGUUCAAAUCACACCUGCAUUCAAGUGCUCCGGAGUGUGGCCGAGGUCUUCAGCUCACUGGCCCAUUCCGCACAUUCCCUGGCCUCAUUCCAAUCUGGUUGCCGAAGUCAAAACCGAGGGCUUCGACCUGCUCUCCAAGGAAAGUAUUGCACUCCAGGGGAAGCAGUCGGCCAUGGAGGGGGACGCUUGGGUCUUGUCCUUCACUGACGCCGAAUCAAGAUUACUCCAUGCAGGGUGUCGCAGACGCUGCCUCAGUAUUUUGAAAACCUUGAGGGACCGCCAUCUUGAUUUGCCUGGCAAUCCUGUCACCAGUUAUCACAUGAAGAAUCUGCUCUUGUAUGAGUGUGAGAAGCAUCCACAUGAAACUGAGUGGGAGGAGAGCUGCCUUGCCGAUAGAAUCAAUGGAAUCUUUUUGCAAUUGAUUUCAUGCCUUCAAUGCAGGAGGUGCCCCCACUACUUUUUACCAAAUCUCGAUCUGUUUAAGGGCAGGUCUCUCAGUGGAUUAGAAAAUGCAGCGAAACAAGUUUGGAGGUUGACGAGAGAGCUUUUAACUAAUAGUCGAGCUCUGGAGAAGCUUUAGCCUCAUUUUCCCCUCGCUUCAAAUUUAUGUGAUAUCAUGUAUGUAUGCGAAUUGCAAAGUAGUUGCAAUUUGACUCCUAUACACGCUUAAUUGCUUCAUACUGUAUAUAUUAUUUAGGAAAAUUGAAGAAACUUUAGUUCCAUAUCUUAAAUUUAAUAAAAUAUCACCCUUUACAUUUAUAAAAAAAAAUUAUAAGGGCAAACAAAAACAAAAAUAUAUAUACAUAUAUGGGUGAUUCUCCGCGUAGCGCACGAUUUGGUGUCUGAAACUUUAAAAAUAUUUUUUUAUCGAAAUGAUAAAUAUCAAUACAUAUAUUUUUGAAGAUAAAGUGUCAAGAAAUAAAUAUCCAUGGUGGGCCGGAAAAAUUUUUUAUAAUGUUUUAAUUUUUUUUAAAAAAUUAGAAAAAAAUUCUUUGCUUUUUGAAUUCUAUAAAAUAGUUGAAAUUUGAUUUAAAAUGUUUAUGGAAUUUUUUCGGGUAAUUCACAAAAAUAUAUAUAGCGCGAACGACAAUUAAAAAUUUUUAUUUCGGUAAUUUACGGAAAUUUUCGAGGUAAUUUAUGAAAAUUUAUGCGGUAAUUUACAAAAACAUAAAUAGCGCGCAAACGACAAUUAAAAAUUUUAUUUUGGUAAUUUAUGGAAAUUUAUAGAAAUUUAUUUGGUAAGUUUUAGUAAACUUACCGGAGCUAUGAUAGUUUAUAAUAAAUAUUUUUAUUUUCGUUUGUUUCAUUGUGUAUUAAACUUGCACUAGUGACGGUCGAAAUUCUGUGGCGGGUGGAGACGCUGGGGUCGGUGGAACUGGCGUUAAUAAUUUUUUUUUUGAGAAAAUUAUCAUUUAUUUUUAAUCGGUUUCAUAUGUUUCACAUAUAUAUAGACUAAAAUAAUAUAACUACACUUUAUUCAACCUUUAUUAUUUAAUUAUAUUCUAUUUUUUUAAAAAAUAUUGAAGGGUCGUUGAAUGCCGGAGGAGACGAUUUUGUGAUGCCCUGUACAAAUUUGAAUCUUGAAAUGUGUAAAAAAAGGAUAAAUCAAUUAGAAAAUUGCUUAUUUUCUUCAUGGAUCAACUUAAGGAAUAUAACUUUUGCUGUUACUGAAGUAGAACUAUAUUAACAUUUGACUUUUAUUUAAAUAAUUCAAUGUUUAAUAAUAAAACGCAGAAUAACACACAAAAGUGCAGUCAAGUAUAAAUAGCAAAAAAAAAAAGAAAAUAUUUUUUUUUGAUCAAACGUUUUUUUUAUUCAAUUCCACUACAAUAUACAAUACUAAAAUAGCAACAGAAAUUGUAUUUAUUUGUGCACAUUGCUAAAAAUAUUAACUUUUUUGUUUAAACAUCCUGUGGGGACAGGUGAAAUUUUGACGUUUUCAGCCUUAAAAACCACUUUUCACAAAAAAUUAUAAUGUUAAAUACAAAAGUAACUAUUGGUUUUUGUUUGUAAUCACAGAAAUUACCUUUUUACAUUGGAAUCGAAAUAUUAUGUGAACAUUAUUUGUGAUUUUUCUUUCACAACAUGAAAAAAGCAAAUUGUGCGCUACGCGGAGAAUCACCCCAUAUUCUAACUUUUGGCAUUAUAUAUACUAUAUUUAACGACUUUUAACUAUACUAUCGACAAAAUUAUUAGGUGUCAAUAUUUUGCACCCCUCUACUUUACGAAACAGCAAAAAAUAAUUUUCUUGAUAAAUAUUAUUUUUCUCGUUUUUCUCCUUAGAAAUUAAUAUCGAUAAAUGGAAUUGUUGAUAAAAAAGAAAACAAAUUGGUUUGUUAUACUUUGGACAAUUUGGAUAUAUUAUGUGACAACAAAACGUUAUUGUUAUUAAAUCUGUAUUAAAUUUUAUCAGUUUUCCCUGACACCGCCUACUAUUUGAAUUUUUUCUGUCUAUAAAUGCAAUAAAAAAAAUUUUGGGAAGUAAGUUUUUUGGAGGUUUUUUCAUGCUUUUUCCAAUGGUGAAUUACGUUUUUUAAAAUUUUUGAAUUUUGACCUUGAUUUUCUAUAAUUAAACAUAAAUUCGCUAUUUUCACUAAAAUCGGUCCGAUUUUUUUUUAAAUAAAUAAUUGCAUACGAAAGCUGAGGUAAACAACGUAAACAGUUACCGCGGCGCGGUAUAAGUCGACCGCCUCACUGCACGCGCCGACAUAAAAUCUUUGAUAUUUAAUAUCUCGAAAACAAAAAAAAUCAGCAUUCUGAAAAUUUAUAUACAGAUCGCUCUCUAAAUCUGAAUUAGUAAAAAAUUAACUAAUUCAUUUAGUAAAUUAAAUUUCAACUAAUGAAUUAGUUAUUUUUGGAAGUUUUACUAAUAAAAUAGUAAAAAAUUAGUAUUUGAACAUUACUAAUUUAAAAUAGUAAUCAAAUUAACUAAUUCUAUUAGUUAUUACACCCGAGUUACUAAUUGAAUUAGUCAGUUGAACGUAACCUCUAUUAUUUUUAUGACGUAUGUCAUCUUCCAUGCUCUCUUAAUUUGAAUCAGUGAAAUUUCACUGGUGAAAUAGCUAGAAGUCGGUUACUGAAUCAUUUAG
Molecule: messenger RNA, 3739 nt
Organism: Leptopilina boulardi
Lineage: Eukaryota; Metazoa; Arthropoda; Insecta; Hymenoptera; Figitidae
Product: protein mab-21-like
Exons: 1
Coding region: 130-1230 (366 amino acids)
Source: RefSeq, a predicted model, not a curated record